Molecule: messenger RNA, 2523 nt
Organism: Orycteropus afer afer
Lineage: Eukaryota; Metazoa; Chordata; Mammalia; Tubulidentata; Orycteropodidae
Source: RefSeq, a predicted model, not a curated record
AUGAGUCUGCAGAUCUUAAAGGACGAAAACAUCACCGGUGACAGGGCCACAGAGAGCUGCAACUUCCUGUUUUCACCACUAGAACUAACUGGAAGAUCUUCUGUCUUCCGUCUGUCGCAGAAGGAAAAUGUGCCACCCAGAAACACAGCCAGAGCGAUGAAGGUGACUUUUCAGACACCUCUGAGGGAUCCACAGACACACAGGAUCCUAAGUCCAAGUAUGAACAAGGUCGAGAGCCCGUUUCCUCUGGACAGUACGCCAGGGCCGGGGAGUGCCCGUCCCCUCCGGACACAGAAAGACAGCCCACAGUUGACCUGGGAAGUAGAUGGAAUUCUCCAGAGAUCACCUGUAACCGACAUAGCCCCACCCCAAGGUGCCGGGAGACCAGUGGGGAACGGCAGUGCUGGCGACCCCGGCUUUACACUUCUCGGCAAUAUGGACUCCUCAGGCUCCCUGCAAGCUCCAGCAAGUCUCGAGCGCUCACUGUGGUCUCUGAGGCCAGAGCCUGGUGGCCUUGAGGAAGCCGUGGAAGACAAUGAUAACUCCUUCUCAGAUAAAGAGGUUCCAUUCAAUUCUGAAAACCCGGAAGACUUUGCCAGGAUGAUGGCCUCGGACAAGACGGAGGGUGCUCACAAAGGCACCAAGGAAUCCUCGGCCGGACCCUCUGGCGGGGUCAGUGCUGCUCCCACUGAGGCUGCCUCCCUCCCCUCUGUGAGUCCAGAAGGACCAUGUGGAGAGGCUGCCCUCGCAGACCUGCCUGGCGAGGCACUAGCCUGCCCUGAGGACGUAUGCAGCCCCCAGGAGGAGGAGCAGAAGCCACCAGCCAGCUCUGCCAGUGGUACGAAGGCUCCCAUGCCCUCAGAUGAGGCCUGGGUCUCGACCCCCACGUGUGCUUCAGGUCUUGUGGACGCAGCCCCAGCUAGCCCUUCAAGAGCUGGAAGGGCUGUGUCCCUGAGUCCUCAGAAAGAAGAGGGCCCUGGGCAGGCGGCUGCCUCCACAAAGAGUGAGCCUGUCAAGCUGGAGUUUGACUUCUCUGCCGGUGCUCCCAGCAAGCGAGCCCCUCUCCCCAGGAGACUGGGAAAGAGGCCGGGCGUCAAGCCCCCUGCCAAGCAGGAGGCCCGGCAGGCUCCCAUGGAGACAGAUGAGGGCCGGGGGGCCGCCAGGGAAGACGCGCACCCCGUCCCUGCUCCCCGGGGGUCGUACAGCCUGGACUGGGACAAGCUCGAUGACCCAAACUUCAAUCCAUUUGGAGGUGGUUCCACAUGUGUGGAGGCCCAGCCCCAAGAAAGACCAGAGGCCAGGUCAGCCUCUCCCACAGCCAAGCCGCUCAGCGCUAGGCCCGAGACCACUGAGUCCUCAUCUCCAAAUCAGCAGGUAGGUUCAGCCUUGCCUGAUGGUGCCCCUGAGGUCCAAGUUGCCACAUCUCAGGUCCAGGUCCCCGCGGGAGCGCCAAGAGCGGCUGCUGAGAAGGAAACAAGUUGUUCUUGGGACACGUCGGUCCCCACGAGCAGUACAGUCAGUGAGCCGACAGCCAUGCCCACUGAUCUGGCCCUCACCCUGGACCUCAGCAAGGAGAGCUUCAGGGAUUCAGCUGAAGUCCUAGGCACCGGGGCCGAGGUUGAUUACCUGGAGCAGUUUGGAUCCUCCUCGUUUAAGGAGUCAGCCUUGAGGAAACAGUCCUUAUACCUCAAAUUUGACCCACUCCUGAGAGACAGCCCCAACAGACUGGAUCCCAUGGCCACGGAGACCAACAGCACCCAGGCCCCUGUCCGCCCUUCGUUGGAGACCCUGCCAGGAUCCAGGCUGGUGGAGUUUGACUUCUUGGGCGCUCUGGAUGCUGCGGUACCGAGCCCUCCGCCAUGUGGCCUCGGGCCCGGGGGCCCGCCCCUGUCUGUGGGCCGCAUCGUGGACGUGCUGCAGUACAGCCAGAAGGACCUGGACGCCGCGGUGAGAGCCCUGCAAGUGGAGAACGUGGAGCUGAAGAGCAAGUGUGAGGAGCUCUAUACCAGGAACCAGGAGAUGGGGAGGAUCAUGGAUGAGUUUGAAGGGAUUGCACGCCGGGUGACAGAGGAGGCUAGGAAAGAGAAGGAACUUGCCGAAGCCAAGAUCCAAAAGAUUCUGAAAGAACGUGAUCAGCUUACGGCAGACCUGGACUCCAUGGAAAAGUCUUUCUCUGAUCUCUUCAAGCGUCUUGAGAAGCAGAAGGAAGUGAUUGAAGGCUACCACAAGAACGAAGAGUCCCUGAAGAGGUGUGUUGAGGAUUACAUCCUGAGGAUUGAGAAGGAAGGCCAGAGAUACCAGGCGCUGAAGGCCCACGCGGAGGAGAAGCUGAGUCUAGCCAACGAGGAGAUCGCCCAGGUGCGCAGCAAGGCCCAGGCGGAGGCGCUGGCCUUCCAGGCCAGCCUGCGGAAGGAGCAGACGCGGGUCCACUCGCUGGAGAAGGCCAUCGAGCAGAAGACGAAAGAAAACGAUGAGUUGACAAGGAUCUGUGACGACCUGAUUUCAAAGAUGGAAAAGAUCUGA